Molecule: messenger RNA, 4503 nt
Organism: Brassica rapa (field mustard)
Lineage: Eukaryota; Viridiplantae; Streptophyta; Magnoliopsida; Brassicales; Brassicaceae
Product: pumilio homolog 18-like
Biological process (GO): post-transcriptional regulation of gene expression
Cellular component (GO): cytoplasm
Molecular function (GO): mRNA binding
Source: RefSeq, a predicted model, not a curated record
UUAAUAAUUUAUUUACCCUUGAAGUCUAAUGAUUAAAAAUAGAACAUAAUUCAAUAUAGAUAUAUGAUUCUAUUAAUAAAUUAGCAGUUACAAAUUUGAAAUUUUUAGAAAUAUCAAAAGUCAUAUGUUAGUUAAUUAUUUUCUAAAUGACAUAUAUUUCUAAUUCUUUUUGGAUGAGAAUAUUUUUGGGCUGCGAGAUUUUUCUUUACCUGGCCCACCGGCAAAUAUUUUUGCAGCCUAUUAUAUAUAUUUUUUUGGUUUUAUAGCGUUCGGACUGGUCCGAGUGGGAUAUUCAGUGAUGUUACGUGAUAUAAAUCAAGGAGCAUGGGCAAUAGUUUUUUUCUAGUGACAUGGUAGUUUGAUAGGUGGGGAUUAUUUUGCCCAUGUGGCAUCUCUAAAAAAACUAGAAUUUAGCUUCUUUUAUAUAUAGUAGGAUUUGAUCAACAUCUAAUAUACAAUGGCAAACGUAGAUUCCUUUUCAACGUCGACGAUGCUCAAUGCUUUACAACAUAUCUGUUUUGCCGCACCCGUGGCCGUGGAAGAAAAGAAUACGUCCCCACCAAGAGAAACCAUGAUCAUCGAGAAGGAUGAACAAGUCGAAGGCAUGGAUAUAGAAGAAGAAGAAGAAGAAGAUUGGAUAGAAGAUCUCAUGGGAAUAUACGCGUCAAAGGGAUUAGAAACUGUUCUCACCAUGAUCAUUUAUUCCAAGGAUCAAAAACCACCACCACCAACAUCCGCUCGUCUUGGAGACAUAUCUAUACUGACAGAAUUGGAUGAAGAGUGGACCCAAGAGUUGACACGUGAUGAAGACCAAUUAGCUUACAAUGUGCAACAGAUGGAUCAAGAUUAUAUUAGUUGACUUCUUCUCUACUUUAUGACAAGCUUAAUAUCAUCUUUAAUGGAGAGACACAAACUGAAGAAGAUCCACGAAUUAUAUUGUAGUUAGUAGUGUUCGUUAGUAGUUUGUUUCUAAUUAUGUACUUAAGUUUUUCAUCAAACAGUUAUCAAAUCAAUUCUGCGUUCUUCUUCCUUUGUUUUUUUCUUCCGUGUCCUGAAAGAAAAUAGUCUGAAAAUCAAUUUCCUACAAACACAAAUUACCAAACAGUGUAUUAAAUCAGCCAUAACAAUGUUGGUUCAAGCAACAGGAUAAGAGAAUCUUGACCAAGAUGUGCCAAAGGGUUCAUAGAUAUUGAGUUGCUUGGAACAUAAGCUUAACGGAACACACUAAAUAAUAAUCUAUGAGGUCAAACUUAAAGUGUAUAAGACCUCGAAGAUUUCACAGAGUCAAGAUUAAGUGUAACGGCUUAAUUGUCUCGAUAAUUUAAAAGAUCAUUAUAUAUCUGCUUGGAAAUUAUGGUUGCAAUCAGCAAUGUAUUUCCAGCUUUCUACAUAUCCGCUGAAAAUUUCAAACCAACCAUGAAAAAAUGCAGAGGAUGGUUAGUGUUUUAGAUUCUGUGAAAUCCUAAAUCCAUUUAAGGAUUCAAAUUGAGAUCCAUGUAACUAUAGUAGUAUGAUCAAACACUUUUAAGUAAAAUUCAUGUAUACUCACUCAUAUACCAUCUAUAUGGCCAAAAGGGCUCAAGUAACAGAUGCAGAGAGAAAGCAAAAUGUUGAUUAAUGUUAAACGAUAUACCAAGAAGAGAGUAAGUGAUGCGAAUAGACCCUGUUGGUAUUACACUUGCAUAAAUUUUUGACAAUCUUAGAUUUGGUUUCUUUAGUUAUAGUGGUCAAUAUUAAUUUGCAAGUUUAAUUUAUUUGAUUUGAUCUUAUGGAAUUAUAUUACUUUUCGACACUGGAUGCUCGUCUGGCCAUAAAUUUAGUUGGUCAAUAUUUGUGUGUCUAUAUUUGGCCUAUUACCUUAUUUAUCACACAAAAAAAUAUUAUAAAUACUAUUGGGUCAUUGAGUCUUUAGAUCCAAAAUCAAAAAUGAGUUAUCUCUUUUUUUUUUUUGUUAGUUCUUGCUAUGUAUUUUGGUUUUAAAGAAAGUUCUGGAUGUGCUCCAAACACUUUACAAUUCAAAAACCACCUUGGAGCUGGUCAUUUACUCAUUGUCAAAUGUCAACUGCUUGAACAACAGACGCGUAACCCAAGGUGCCAUUUAUGUAUUACCCCAUACCAUAUACAGCUUUCCGGUUAAGGAGAAAGGAUCAAAUAGAAUAGUAUGGAAAUGUGAAUUAAAGGAUGCAAAGAAUAAAAAAUAUCUUAUAAUAUGGAGAGCAUAUAGAGGAGCCGCCCUACCUCGAUGUGGUCAGAUUCACGAAUAUAUUGCUGAACUUAAAGGUGUUUCCUUAGUGAGAAAUAAUAAACCGGUUAAAGAAUUCUUUACUUGGACUAAAUACUAGUAUAUUUACCAACGUUAAGUUGGUCUAGUGGUAAAGGAGUUGCGGUUGUACCGACCGUUACUUGGGUUCAAUUUACGCUGGGAAAAACUAUUUACAAUGCUUGGGUUCCCGGUAAAGAAGUGAAAUCACUUUUUUUUACCAAAAAAAAACUAGUAUAUUUCUUCUUGUUCUUAUGAAACUAGUAUUUAUGAAGCUGAUUUUUUUAUGUGCCUUGCACAUUAAGUCAUUUACUUUUUAAUUUUGGAGUUAUAAUAUAAAUAAGAAUAAUAAAGCAUGUAUCAAUCUGCUAAGUAAUAAUAAUUAUAAAGUAUGAGUUUAUUUGAAAUCAAUAUUGUUGAAUUAUGUUGAAGACAAAGGUAAAAUUCACAAACACGAAAAUAGAAUAAAAACAGUUGGGAUUUAUCUUUGAAAAUUCCCAUAAUACUCAACAUGAUAAUAACACCACAAAAUCCCCACAAAGAAGAAAAAUCCAUGAGGAAUAUAAUAAUAAAACCAAACAUAUCAUCACAAAUAAAACCAUGUGAGUGAUAUGCAAGUGAGGCAAAACGACAGGGCAUUACGAACAAAACCAACUUUACAUAAAAGUAUAAAACAAACGAAGCUCAAAAAAUCUUGGCACGAAAAAAAUGAAAAUUACCCUCGCCAUUGCCAAAAAGAAUAUACUCCAACGACCUCGCCAUGCACAUAUAUAUAUUUACUUUCCCUUUAAAGUAUCAACACUCCACAGAUCUCAACACUUUCUCAUUCUCUACAAUCACACAACAAAACCCCUUACUAACUCCGCAGAGUUAACCUAUAUAUAUACUGGCGAACGGCGCCGAUCCCUUUCCGAUGACGACACUACCCCGUUCAGCCGCCGCAAGAGCAUCCGUCGAACAAGAGUCUCCUGUGGUUCCUCCCCCUCCAAGAUUCAUCGCACCAAGAAGAUUCGUCAAUCUUACCGAAGAGAAUCGAUCGUUAACCAACUCACUUCGCUCUGCAACCUCUACACUUCAAGAAACGGACACGUGCAUGCGAUCGUUGCGCAACUUAAUGACUAGCGAAGAAGACGGUGGUGCGGCUCAGUUUAGAGAGGUGAUCUCAGAGUUAGAAGCAGCCGAUCUUCGGAGGAUGGCCUGGUUCCUGACGUCACACUCCGGCUACUUCUUGACCAUCGCAAGAAACAAGAACGGCUCCUACCGCCUACAGAAGCUCCUCGGGAAAUCAAACGACGUGGACACCUUAUUCUUCGCCGCUUUCUUCCGCAGCUUCCUCGACAUCAUGACCGACAAGGAGGCGUCAUUCGUUGUCCUCCAAGGGCUGCGAGUUUUCAGCAACGUGAUGAAGGAGGCAUUGUUCCCCCACAUUCUCGAGCACGCGGUUGAUCUGGCGUGUGACCAACACGGCUGCGUCGCGCUAAACCGUUGCAUAACCGUGUUGGACGAUCCUUACUGCAGAACCUUUUUCUUGUACGCGGUCGUGGUGAACGCCCUCCCCUUCAGCUACCAUGCUUACGGGAACUUCGUGGUGCAACACGUGCUUGACCUAAAUGACUUGCAAUGCACGCGUAACAUUGCGGUUAACCUCCGUGGACAUUGCGUUGAGCUUUCGUUCGAGAGGUAUGGAAGCUAUAUCAUGGAGAAGCUUUUGGAUACGAAGGAGUCGAUGGUUGUGGUGGUGGAAGAGCUUUUGAAGUGCGAAGGAGGUAGGUUGGUGAGACUGGCGAGGGGUACGUAUGGGAACUUCGUGGUGUACAAGGCACUUAAAGUCGCGCAGGCGGAGAUUGCUACUAGGGAUGAUCUGUUUUGGGGUUUGGUGAAUAAGCUCAAGCCUUUUCGUGAUCUCUUGGGUGCGUCUUGCUCUUACACCAUUGCAACAUUCUUGGACUCGAUUGAUUAGGUUUGUCUCCAACUAGUUAAUGCUAGGUUCUAUUGCUACGACAUAUGGUGAAAGCUCUGAGGUUUUAUGGUUUCUUAACUAAACUCUUGUAAUGAGAUAUUUGGUGUUUGUACUGAAAUCUAUUGUUUAACCAAACCAAGUUUUCAAUUCAAUAACAGACGGCACAAAUUUUAAAGUAAAUGAGGAAUGCGUAGCUAGGAACCAAAAUGCUUGUUGAUGAAUUCAAUCAUUCACAAAUGCAAGGCUUAUUUAAAAGCUUGUUUCAAGAGUUGUGAAAAAGAAA